AUGGCAGCAUCACGUGAGCGCCGUAACAAUGCUGGGGCAAAGAUGUCCCAGCUGCUGGAUGAAGAAGAAGAAGACGAUUUUUACAAGACCACAUAUGGAGGUUUUAGUGAAGAAGCAGAUGAUGUGGACUACCAGUCAGAAGUUGAACAGGAUGAUGAGGUGGACUCUGACUUCAGCAUAGAUGAAAAUGAUGAGCCAGUUUCUGAUCAGGAAGAAGACAAUAAGGAAGGCAAGAAGAAACGAGGCAGACUGAUAACCAAAGCAUAUAAGGAUAGAAAAGACAUCAAGAUCACAGAGGAAGAAAUUAAGACGCACCUUGUAGAGACGGUAAAGAAGAACGAAUUCAAAUCCCACCAAGGGCAACAUACAAAGAAUAUUGUUAAUUUGGCUGACGUAAACAAGAACAUACUCAUUUUGGGAUACGCAGAAAAAGUUAUAGAAGAUGGAACUGAACGAUACAACGAGGGCAAGAAAUUGACUAAUAUAAUAGACCAUACCAGGUGCCCAAAAGCUUUCAAUAGGAUUAAAGCUUUGCAUUAUGUCAAGGUGCACCAUCCUGCAUAA
Penaeus vannamei (Pacific white shrimp) is the source of this 564-nucleotide messenger RNA. The record is from RefSeq and is a predicted model, not a curated record. Lineage: Eukaryota; Metazoa; Arthropoda; Malacostraca; Decapoda; Penaeidae.